Monoraphidium neglectum is the source of this 1212-nucleotide messenger RNA. RefSeq lists its product as hypothetical. NCBI's taxonomy places the organism in Eukaryota, Viridiplantae, Chlorophyta, Chlorophyceae, Sphaeropleales, Selenastraceae. Bases 1 to 1212 code for a protein of 403 amino acids. The record is from RefSeq and is a predicted model, not a curated record. Gene Ontology annotation, cellular component: cytoplasm. The transcript has a single exon. Gene Ontology annotation, molecular function: glutamine synthetase activity.
AUGCGGGCCUGCAUCAAGGCCGGGCUGCGGUACGCGGGCGCGUCGCCGCCGUCGGGCUGCGGCUGCGACUGCUGGGCGUACCGUAUCGGCCCCUGCGCGGGCGGCGUGGAGGCCGGCGAUCAAGUCUGCGUUUCGCGCUUCCUCCUGGAGCGGCUCGGGGAAGACCUGGACGUCCCCAUCAGCUUCUCGGCAGCUCCCGGGCCGUCCCAGCAGCCGCCCGCAUGCAGCGUCGAAUUCAGCACCGCGUCGACCCGCGCCCCGGACGGCGACGCGAUGGGCGAGGUGCAGCGGAUGCUUACCCGCCUGCAGGCCGCGCACCCGCGGCGCGCCGGCGGCUUCGGCGGCGAUGCCCAGCGCCCAUUUUCCGUCGCCGUCGGCGACAGGCGCGCGGCGAUCACGAUACCCACCAGCACGCUCGUUGCGCGCUGCGGCCCGUUUGUCGACCGCCGCGGCGCCGGCGGCUGCGACCCGUACCUCAUCACAUCCCUGCUCGCCGCCGACGCGCUCGGCCUGCAGCUGCCCGCCGCGGCCGACCGCGCGGCGGCGGGGGCGGGCGCCGGCCCGCUGCCCUCGGGGCCGCGGCCCGGCUUCCACGUGCCAGCGUUUGGCGCGUCGCCUUCCGCCCCCAUGGCCAUGGCGGCGAGCGGCGCCGCCCAGAUGAUGCUCAAGCAGCAGCAGCAGCAGCAGCAGCAGCAGCAGCAGCAAUACUUGGAGCAGCAGCCAUACCCGAAUCAGCAUCAUCAGCAGCAGACGUGCGCAUUCGGCACGCCUGCGCCCGCCGGCGGCCUCGCCGCCGCGCUCGCCGCCGCCCUCGCCGCCGGCCGCCGCGAAGCGCCCCGCAGCGGCGCCGCCAGCGGCGGCGCCUGCUGCUCUGACUCAGAGGGGGACGGGUCCGGCAGCGACUGCGAGGGCUCGGCCGACAUGCUGGUAUCAGAAAUCCGCCGCAUGGACCGCGCCGCACGCCGCCAGCAGCUCGCCUCCAAGCCGCCGCGCCAAGCCGCGGCGCCGCCGGGCUGCGGCCUGGACUGGCUCGGCGGCGGCGGCGGCGGCAGCGAGGGCGAUGACGAGGACGACAUCGGAGAGUCCGAGGAUUGGGAGGACGAGGAGGACGACAGCGCGUCGUCGGCGAUGGCGUCGGCGGCGGGCAGCCCGGCAGGGGCCUGCGCGCUGCUCGCGGCCGCGUGCGCCGACGACGACAUGAUGGUCUGCUGA